GGAAGUUCCUCUCGCUCUUGCUAUUGUUUUUGCACGUCUGUGGUCAUUUUUCUGUUUAUCUGUUUAGGUAAGUAAAUAUUAACUUUUAUUGAAGUUCAUUGCAACAAUUUUCUAUUUAUGAAAUAUACUCAGAUGACCAUGGAACCAUUCAGCAUCAUGUAAGAAAAAUAUGGUCAGCCUAAACAUUAAUAUUCAUUCUGGUCACAUCAGAUUACACUACCUUUCUUUUAAAGAAUGAGCCAAUGGGUCAUAGGGUUGACUAGUUCUAUAGAUAGUUGCAAAGGUGAGGCCAAAAGCAAAGUCUUUCUUACCAAUACUCAGAACUUUAAUUUCAGAUGAUUGUGAUAAGCCCUUUAUUGGCAUAAAUGUAAAGUAAUGCUAUAUCUUUAUGACAAUCUUAAACAUGAAAAUGCCUUCCAGAUGAAAACAGCAUUAACUGAAUAUUUUGCUUUUGCAACAGGGUGUGAGUGGAAAAAAAUCUAUAACAUUUAUUUUAAAAAGUUAACAGUGGUACUCAGCUGAGUUGGUUUUUGCUAUUCUGUGGAUAAAUGAGAAAUCUGCUCGGAAAGAAACAGGAAAGGAACUUCUGGUAUCACACUAGCAAAUGAUGAUAAUGUGCAGAAUAACACAUUACAUUCCCUCUGAUAUGGUUUGGUUCUUUGGCAUUUGCAUAGAUUAUGUUUCAUGUCCUGAAAACCAACUGCCAAUUUUUAUUUAAAACUUUAAAUAACUUUAACUUCACAAAUUGAAUAAAUAUAAACAAGUUUUGUCUGUUUGGGGGCUUGUAACGUUCAUUGCUUUUGAGAGUAUAGUAUUCUUACAAUACAUAAAGUGUUCCCCCUGGAAGAAUGUUUGGCUGCAUUUUUAUUUAUUUACGUUUCUAUGCGUCCAUCUCCUCUACAAGAUAACUCCGGGCGGCAUUAAUUCUCGGUCCCUCAGGUUUGCGCCUUCUAAAUCAAAAUAGCCAGUUAUAUACACUGCAACACAAGGCUCGCUCGUUGACAAAGGUGAAAGGAAUCUUAAUAUGUACCAAUAAGGUUAAGGCAGAGACAGUAAAACGAAAGAGAAACUGGGAAAGUGCUAGCAAGGAAAUCGCCGUCUCUAAGUACUCCUACCCACCUCCCUUUCGAAACGGGAGACUUUCCCCCCCCUGCGGAGCACACCCACCAAACGCAGCAAAAAAAAAAUCGAGCCCGGAGGAACCUCUCGGCUGACCCAAGCAGAGUGGGAGGAAUGCGAUUUCUGACCAAUCAGCACCGCCUUAGUCUUCGCGUGAGGAAGAGCAAGAGAACCAAUGGGGAAGCGGUGGCGCGGCUCCACCGCCGUUCUUCACUUGGCCGAGAAGUUGCCGGUGCAGGAAUGGGAAUCCGGCCGUGAGCGGCCUUUCGCAGUCGGCGGCGGCUCACCCCUCGCGUCAUGCUCAUCACGCUGUGCUACUUAUACCUGUGGGCGCGCUGGAGGCCUUGUUCCGCUGGGCUCAUCCGGCGCACAGUGCGCCGGCUGUACCGAACCAGGUGUUCGUUUACGUUCUGCUCUUCCUCCGGCUGCGGCUCCUGCUCCAGCUUCGGGUGUACUCGCUUCACGUUGCACCAGCAGGUCCCCCACCUUCCGCUUUGCAAACAGGAGGUGCCCGGCCUCUCCGACGAGGUCGUUUACCUCAGGGUGGGCGACAAGGUUUUCUUCACUGGCGAGACUCAGUCCCUUGAUGAUUUAAACAAAUGGACAUUAUUUAUUGUAUCACAUUUUAAUUAUUUGGAACAAGUAGUUGAAGAUGAACAUAUUACAUUUGUAACUGAAGGUAUUUUCAUUCAAACAAGUAGUUCACAAGCUAUAACUUGCUCAGCAAAUAAGAUUGUGAAAUGGUCAGAUUUUUGUUCUCCUUUGGCCUUUAAAACUGGAAAGCCUUACAUAUUAUUUGCUGAAGCCAGCAUAGAUAAUUUUAGUAGCCUUGGGAUAGCAUUCUUGGAAAACAGACUCCAAAUGGAUAAUGGAAUGGUGCCUCAAAAAAUUGUCUCUGUGAACCUGAAGAAAUCGGCCUUGAAAGAAUUAAAACUGGCUCCAGGUACCAAAGAGGAGGAGAAGUCUGGUCAUAUACAGACUAGUGAACUGCCACAAGACUCACUUUUUGAAAAUAUUGAUAAAUCUCAGGUGGAAACUGCUGAAUUUACAGGAAGUGGUGAUCAAGAAAUGCACCAAGAGAAAUGCAGACUGCAGAAAACAAAUGGAUAUCAUGAGGAAUCUGAGCAAUUAUCUGAAAAGGAAGGAGAUGCUUCAGAACAUCAUCACCUACAUCUUUCAAGCUGCCAUGAAUGUUUGGAACUGGAGAACAGUACAAUUGAGUCAGUUAAAUUUGCCUCAGCAGAAAACAUCCCAGAACUUCCGGAUGAUUAUAGUGGCAGUGUAGAAGAAGUUAGUGGUGACUAUAUAACAGGAAAUAUGCAAAGAGUAAACUUGACUGGAAAGCCUCCUAAUAUUUUAAUUUAUCUUGGGUCUGAUUCUAAAAAAAUAAAAUUUGAAGAAAUAAAAUCAAUCAUCAUGGAUUGUGUUGAUAUUAAUGCUUACACCAUCUACCAGUUGUUAGAGAAACAAGUUCUGACUGUUCCUUGGGUUGACAAUGCAUUGCUUCUGAUCAUUGCUGAAUCAGAACCCAUUUCAGAUGCUGUGUCUAAACAAUUUCUAGCUUUCAUGUCAAAAGGUGGGAAGAUUUUGGGACUUUCUGCCUCUUUCACAUUUGGUGGUGUAAAACUAAAGAGUAAGAAUGAAAUAAUGGACACUAUACGAACAGUAGUUUUUUCAAAAGAUAACAAUGAAAUUAAAUUAAAUGCUCUUGCUAGUGGAAAAAUUUUUGAAGUGGACAUUUCAGAAAAACUUAAUCCCAUAAAGCCACUUGGUUAUUUUGAUGGUCCAGAUAAAGAUAUGAUGAUUGUUCAUUUAUCAUAUGGAAAUAAUGGAGGAGAAGCAAUUCUUUCUCAGGCACAUUUGGAAGUGAAUAUCAAAAGUUUAUGUCGACCUAAGGAUGACUUCAAUCUGCUCAAAAUAAGCAACACCAAAAGAUAUGAUGUACUUGUUGAAAUCCUGAAGCUAUUGGGGUUGAGCUGUGAAUUAAGUACUAUUCCUUCUUUAACACCCCUCUAUCUACUUUCAUUUGAUAAGAUUCUCCACAAUACUUUUUUAGAAUGGCUCAGAAGAAAUACAAUCACAGAAGGAUUAAUCACAUCCAGCAAGAUGUCUCUUAAGUUUGUAUCAUCUUGCACUGAAAAUAUGGAAAUAACACCUUUGCUCAUUCCAGUAGUUACUGAUACAGAAGCAUUCUCAUCUGAAAAUUUUAGUUUUGAGAGAUAUAAACAAAACCUUGGUUCCAGAAUCUUGGGGAAAAUAGUCUUGUUUUCUGAAGUUACAUCAACUACAAUGAAUCUUCUUGAUGGAUUGAUGUACAAGACGCCACAGAAAAUGGGUCUUAUAGCAAUUUCAGUUCAACAAAUUCAGGGAAAGGGACGAGGUGGAAAUACCUGGUUGAGUCCUGUGGGAGCUGCUCUAUCACAUUGCAUGUUAUCAUUCCUUGAGUUCAAAAUUGGGCCAAAGGAUUCCAUUUAUUCAACAUUUGGUGUCUCUAGCAAUUGUGGAAGCUGUUAGAUCCAUACCUGGGUAUCAGGAAAUAGAUCUUCGGUUGAAAU
This is a messenger RNA of Thamnophis elegans (Western terrestrial garter snake), 3674 nucleotides long. RefSeq names its product holocarboxylase synthetase (gene HLCS). Gene Ontology annotation, molecular function: biotin--[biotin carboxyl-carrier protein] ligase activity. The transcript is spliced from 9 exons. Gene Ontology annotation, biological process: protein modification process. The coding region runs from base 1417 to 3633 and encodes 738 amino acids. The record is from RefSeq and is a predicted model, not a curated record. Lineage: Eukaryota; Metazoa; Chordata; Lepidosauria; Squamata; Natricidae. Gene Ontology annotation, cellular component: cytoplasm.